This is a messenger RNA of Stylophora pistillata, 1469 nucleotides long. RefSeq lists its product as uncharacterized. Lineage: Eukaryota; Metazoa; Cnidaria; Anthozoa; Scleractinia; Pocilloporidae. The record is from RefSeq and is a predicted model, not a curated record.
AAAGACUUGGACGAAAAUACUUUUGGACGUAAAGACUUGGACGAAAAGACUCUCGGACGAAAAGACCGGACACCGUGCAAUGUUAUGUAUCCGUUCAUGGAAUGUUUUAACAGAGCAAAGAUUCGUAAGUUUCUCGGAUCCAAAUACCUAGGAAAUGUUUCCCACAAGUGAAAGAGUUGAUUCUAGGAGAAGUGAUGAAUUCAGUCUUUCGUAGAUUAUUUGGAUAACAGUCGACUAUAAAUAGGCGAUGGACACUUCUGGAAUCGACCAAGUUCAAAGUUGCACAUCCAACCCAGAAAAAUGAGUCGACGUCAGUUUUUUCUGUAUGGUGAAUAAUAAUAAGUACCUCUUUCGGGACGGCAAAACCCAGAUGUUUUUUAAAACUUUAAACCUGGUCGCCUGGGAAAGGUUUAAAAACCUUUCCCAGGCCGAUCAGGUCAAAUCAAGCGAUUAAGUCAAAGAAAUGCUGUUCAAAGUCCUAAAUCGGUUCGCUAUUCACGUAAUUUCUUUGUCUUUGGAGUGUUGUUCCAAAUAAAUAUGUAUUAGGGAAAUUUCCCUCUUCAGUACCGACGAUUUCGCUUCCGGCGAUUGCGAUAUCUUUCUGCGGGAGGUUGCUUUUUAGACGUAUAAGCUCUUAUCUACUUACUUACAGUAACUUUAUCAUAUGAGUGCUUUGCCGAAGGUAUUGAUGGACUUUACGAACAUCAUGUGGUGCUCAGUUGAAGUGAUUUGCCGUUCGCACAGAAAGUGAACGACCGAAACCGUUUCCGAGUGGUCGACGUGAGAGCUAUACAAUAACAGCUUCUCUGCGACUGAUAAAAUGACCUCCGAGGUUACAGUACCGAUCGCGAGAGGAGGGAAGUGUAAGGUAAAAUCCCGAAGGAAAAAGACCAGACCUCGUGAAGUGCUUCGUCCGACCGAUGAAAAAGCAAAUUUUCAAAGGUGUACACGUCUGUUAAUAGGUGGAGGUACAGCAUUGCUGAAAGAGAAGUUUGAUCAGUUAUGUCCACCACGUGAUCUUCCGAAAGUUUUGGCCGACCCAUCAACAAAAGAAAAACUUUUGACGGAAGCAAAGCUAACAAAACCACAAUGGGAACGUCUGUACCCCUCUCGGGGUGCUGUUGCUGUAUCAGAAGAUUUUGAUAUUUCUCUACUCUUUAAAUUGCUGACUACAAUAACCAAAAUCCCCGCACCCGACCUUGGCUGGAAUAGCAAGCCGCACCGUAAAGAGGACAGCCUGGGAGCAGAUCUAGCACGAAUCAAAUACUAUCGCAAUAAGGUGUAUGGCCACGUGAACCAAGAAAUGAGUUUAGAAGAGGAUGAUUUUCAUUACUACUGGGAUAAAAUCGAAAAACCCCUAACACGAAUUGCAGGGUCCAUCAGCCGAGAAAAAAAACGAGAAUGGGAAAAAGAGAUCGAUAACUUUAAAAGUAACCCUCUUACGGCGAAUGAAGAGAGGUACGUAGAAG